UUGUUGACUUCUGUCAUGACUCUCGUUGUACUGUUUGGGCUUUUCUUCCUGCUUUCAGACGUUUUAAGUGAGUGUCCACUUGGUUGGCAACAUUAUGAAAAAACUUGUUACUGGUUUAGUACUACGGGAUUACCUUGGUAUUCAGCAGCGAGUUCCUGUAGAGGCCACAGCGCGGAAUUAGCUUCAGUUCAGACUGCUACAGAAAAUGCAUACCUAAAAUAUUUUGCAACUGCUUUUGGACACGAUUACUGGUUAGGUGGUAAUGAUGAAGUUAUUGAGGGAUCAUGGACAUGGGUAGCCACAGACGCCCCUGUCGAUUAUGAUGGCUGGAGUCCAGGAGAACCUCAGGGGGCAAGAGCAGAAAAUUGUAUGGCGUUUUAUACGAGUGUUAACUACAAUUGGGUCGAUGCUCAUUGCACAAAUUCGCUUAGAUUUAUCUGCGAAAAACCAUAUCCGGAAUCCGGACCAGGACAUGGCAUUGGAAAAUAG
Messenger RNA from Mytilus trossulus (common blue mussel), 489 nucleotides. Its product is annotated as perlucin-like. NCBI's taxonomy places the organism in Eukaryota, Metazoa, Mollusca, Bivalvia, Mytilida, Mytilidae. Gene Ontology annotation, molecular function: signaling receptor activity. Bases 16 to 489 code for a protein of 157 amino acids. The transcript is spliced from 5 exons. The record is from RefSeq and is a predicted model, not a curated record.